AUGCUUGUUGCCCAGCCGCCCAAUCAACCUGUCACGUCUCUGUACCGGAACUGGCUCCUGUCUCGAACGACCCAGGCCUUUUUCCCCAACAGAACCGUUCUCAGGGUCCGCCGCCUUCGUCUCGUGAGCGAAACAUUUGCCCAGAGCCAACGCUUCUUCGAAAGUCUUUACUUUAUGUCGUGA
Colletotrichum abscissum is the source of this 183-nucleotide messenger RNA. RefSeq lists its product as uncharacterized. Bases 1 to 183 code for a protein of 60 amino acids. The transcript has a single exon. The record is from RefSeq and is a predicted model, not a curated record. Lineage: Eukaryota; Fungi; Ascomycota; Sordariomycetes; Glomerellales; Glomerellaceae.